CAUGUAGAUUUGGGAUGCUUCUCGUUGCAAGAAGAUAAGGUCUAUGGAGGGUCAUCGGUUACGUGUUGGAGCCUUGGCCUGGAGUUCAUCUCUUUUGUCUUCUGGCGGCAGGGAUAAGAAUAUUUAUCAAAGAGAUAUCCGUGCACAAGACGAUUUUGUCAGUAAACUGUCAAGGCACAAAUCAAAGGUUUGUGGACUGAAGUGGUCUUAUGAUAACCGUGAGUUGGCAUCUGGAGGAAAUGACAACAGAUUGUUUGUAUGGAAUCAACACUCAACUCAAAAUCCAGUUCUGGCGGUUUGCAAUCUCGUGUGGUCUAAAAAUAUCAACGAACUAGUAAGCACACAUGGUUACUCCCAGAUCCAGAUAAUUGUUUGGAGAUACCCCACAAUGUCAAAGCUGGCCACUCUUACUGGCCACACAUACAGAGUUCUCUAUCUUGCCAUUUCUCCAGAUGGACAGACUAUUGUAACUAGAGCUGGAGAUGAAACACUUAGGUUCUGGAAUGUAUUCCCAUCCCCUAAAUCACAGGUGGCUUUGAAGAAACACUCUGGCGUUAUCCAUGUGUUGUGUGUCCAUAGUAUAUACAAAACAGCAUCAUAAUAGGAGCCAUUGAAUCGCACGGUUAUACAUGUAUAUAUAGGUUUCUCUUUCCUGAAUCCCUUGACGUAACGCACGAUUUCCCCUCGGUUCUCUAUUGUGUCUUGUAAUAUUAUGUAAUCUCAUCACCCGCGUACGUUCACCCUCGUCUCAUGGCUCCGCUUUCGUAUUCCUGAUCAUUCUUCAUCCAUCUUCUUCUUUUUCUUUUCCUUGCGAGGGUCAUGGAAUCGAAGAACAAACCCAAGAGGUCCUUAUUCACGUGUCUCAAACCAGCCACGUGUCUCAUGGAUGUGUUGCCUUCAUCACCCCCUGCGCCCAAACGCAGCGCCAGGGAUCCCUUUCUCUCCUAUCUCGCCGUCGCUGACAAGCACGGCGCCGUUUUGCCCGCCAUGCUUUCCUCCAUGUUCGGAGUCGGAGAUAUGUUUCAAAUUCGCCGGAGAAAGUGGAAGGCCAUCAGAUCUGCUUUGAACGAAACCUCUUUGAUGAGGUUGGUUGUUAAAAGAAGGAAAGCAAAUAAGAACAGAUUAUCCUUGUCAUCAACAUCAGUGCACAAAGAAAACACUGAAAAGAUCUCAGCCCCUAAACCUAAUAAAAGCGGUUACGGAACUUGUUCAAACGUUGCAUCCCCUAUUUGCUCUUCAUCUUCACGCGCCUCUUAUCGUCUAACCUCCUCCGUUUCUUCACUGAGCACCGGUCACGUUUCGAGGUUUUCCGCUCCGCAAGCACUGCCAUCACCAAAUGUUGUGGCGAAGCCGAAGCAACGUGGCAUCGAUCAAGAUAAGAAAGUAGUCUAUGAUUCAAACAUGGCUCUGUGUUUUGUGCUUUCAUUUAUUCUGUUGAUUUUGAUGGUGUGGGGAAAAUUUAUUGCUAUACUAUUCACUUCGUUGUGGUUGUAUCUUGUGCCUCGUUGUGGAAGAAGAGCGAGAUGCAACCAGGGUGAUUUGUGUGAGGGGAGUGAGUUAGAGAUGGCUAAAAGUAAUAGUACUAAGAAGAAGGUUGUUAUCUAUGGAAUAGGUGAUUAGGAUUGUGAGGAGCCAUAGUUAUCUCUCUCUUACCUUCUUCAGGCUCGAUCUCUUCGAAGUUUCGAAGUCAGAUAGGGGUGGGGGGUAUGGUAAUGUUUAUUCGUGGGAUAUGGGAAAACCUUGUUCAUG
Vigna unguiculata (cowpea) is the source of this 1749-nucleotide messenger RNA. RefSeq lists its product as uncharacterized. Lineage: Eukaryota; Viridiplantae; Streptophyta; Magnoliopsida; Fabales; Fabaceae. The record is from RefSeq and is a predicted model, not a curated record.